AGUUGCUCUUGGUCGUAAUCAGCCCUUGAAAAAAGAGAAACCGAAAUGGAAAAGUGAUUACCCCAUGACAGACGGACAGUUGCGCAGUAAGAGAGAUGAGUUUUGGGACACAGCACCAGCUUUCGAAGGUCGCAAGGAGAUUUGGGAUGCCCUCAAGGCUGCUGCACAUGCUUUCGAGAGCAAUGAUCACGAACUGGCACAAGCAAUCAUUGAUGGUGCAAAUAUAACACUACCACAUGGUGCUCUUACAGAGUGUUACGAUGAACUGGGCAACCGGUACCAGCUUCCCGUCUACUGCCUCGCCCCACCUAUCAACAUGAUAGAGGAGAAGGGCGACCUGGAGACUCUGGAUAUUCCUGAUCCCCCACCCAAUUCAGGGCACGAAUGCCAGCUUCGUUUGCGCCUGUCCACAGGCAAAGACCUCAAACUCAUGGUCCGCAGCAUGGACACGGUGUACCACAUGAAGAGGCGGCUGCACGCGGUGGAGGGAGUGGAGCCGGGCAGCCAGCGCUGGUUCUUCUCGGGCAGGCCGCUGGCAGAUAAAAUGAAACUGGAGGAGCUGAAAAUCCCAAAGGACUACGUAGUGCAAGUCAUCGUGAGCCAGCCCUUAGCAAAUCCCACCCCGGUGGAAAACUGAUUUCUGCUUGUUUAUUGAUUCUUCUUUCCUCCGUCUCUGUCAUGGGGUUUGUUUUCACUGCCCUCUCUUCUUUUGGUUUGUCCUGCUAAUGGAUUGGUUCCAAGAAAUGACCAGCAAAAAUUCCAUCUGUGAUGGAGAUCUGCAAAAACAAAACAUAAAAAUGUAAACUGGCCUUUGGGGUUUGCCUGAUCUCAUAUUUAACACAACAGCAAGCAGCACAGGGCAAGGGCAAAGGAAGGAGUGGGAAGAGGAGGGGAAAAGGCAGGAGGUACAAGAAGGAGGGAAGAGAUUGUAGUUCACUUAAUACAAAAAUGUGAUGAUUCUUAAAACUGUAGGUGGUGUCAUGAUCCAUGGAGCCAGAGCAACAGAGAGCACUUUUAUUUAAAAAAAAAUAAAAAUCAAUUUAUAAAAUUUUCUAUCAGCACCACAUACAGUUCAUGCAAGAAUCACAGCUGCUCUGGGUAGGUCCCAUGCUGCGUGUUCACGGGGAUCCUUUCUGGUUUGACCUAACUUGCGUGCUUUGUCCAGGCACAGCCGAGGCACAGCCGGCCCCAGGCAGCAGAGCUGGGCUGCGGGCUCGGUCCCGUCCCAUGCGGGCAGCUUCUGGCGAUGCUCAGACCAAGCAAUUGUACAUUCCAAGAUGGCAACACAGUCCUGUGCCAUUUCUGGCUCCCAAGCUGGGAAUGCAGCCUGUCGGAGCCUUAGGCAAUAACUUAGUCAAUGUAUACUCUCACGUACUGUACUGUAAACCUACUUGCUACAAGAUUGACUUAGCCUGAAAUUUACUGGCUCAUCGGCACCUGAGUAUGUGCCUGCCGAAUCACUGUAUAUCACUCGGAUCAUUAAAACAAGUUUUUAUCAGGCUAGCUAAGGUGAGUGAUGCGCUGGUCCGCGCUUAAGUGUUAGGUGCAUCACCUUUGUCAAAUGGCACCGGUGUUAUAGGUCCAGGUUAAACUGCAGUUACACUCAGAUGCAAUGGAUUGCAACUUUCCCCACUCGGUUCCUAGAGGGCACAAAGCAUGGAAGAUGGUAAGGAGGACACGACGGCACACGGUUUUCAGCUUUUUGUGUGAGUGUCAUUUGAAGCAGCAGCCAGCCUUCUAGCUCUGGUGACUCUCCAGACAGGACAACUGGGAGGUAUCCUCACUGACACGCACCCACGGCCCAGAGCGUGACGGUGUUUCACAGCCAGUGCUUUCCCUUCAGAAUGUAAGAGGAGCCCUUUUGGCAAACGACAAAUCCUUUUGUAGUCUCAAAAAUCUGAAUCAGCAUAUUUUUUUGGGGGGGGAAAUCUAAUUGCUUGUUCCCUCAGCGAUGCUCUCUGUGUUCCUUUGGCUGCUCUGCACCCCUUUGGUUGAGAUCAAAUGCCCUGUUCCUUUUAAACAUGGUUUCUAGCUUGCUUGUUUUUUCAGCCACCAUUGAAAUGACUUCACUUCUUCCGAAGUCGAAUGUGUUAUUCAGGUAUGAACAGCAUAUUUUUACUGGUUUCUGUCUUCCCUCUCUGAAUCAAUGGUUUAAAGCUACAGUUGUCCCAGCUCUUUCUCCUCUGCUAGUGAAACUGGUGGGUUAAUUGACAAUUUUAAACUUGUUACUUUUGCUCCUUCAUUAAUUCCACAGAACUCAGUUUCUCGGACUCGAAGGGAGUUCUUGCUCCGCGAGCAUCAGCAUAGAGCCAGAAUGAGCAGAGGUCACUUGUACAACAUCACGAGUCUUUCCCAGCAGGUGGAAGCAGGCGCAGAAUUUACAUUGAUGGUUGGAAAACAGAUCCACGUUUUAUAUGCAUUUCCCACCCUACCCCAAAUAAAUACAGCUUUCUUUUUGGUCCCUGUGUUGUAUUAAGCCUAUGGUUUUUUGACAGCUCCUUUAGCCCCGAUUUGGUACAGGAUGCCUGAAGUGCAGUGGCAGAGCUGUGUAAAGGAAAAUUAGUUCCCUGUUCUCAUAAACGCCAAAGUGACUUGGUUUUCUUUUUUCUUUUUUUUUUUUUCUUUUUAAAGAUGAAAUCAAAGUUGAUAAAUACUAACCUAUAACAAAAAUUUUCUAUUGUGGAGUUUUUUUAAGACAAAUAUGAUUUGCUAUGCUGGAUUUUUGCAGCAAGAUCUUUUGCAUUCCAGACGGGGGAAAAAAAUAUUUGAUAUAUAAACAACUCAAAAAUCUCUUGGAUUUUCACUGGGCAAAGGAUGGUUUCAUGCCAGGAAGACACUACUUGUCUUGUAAGGUAUAGCUUACAUCUCUGUAUAAAUGGUGUUUACAAUGUCAUUUCCCUGCAGUCCCUUCUGGAAGGGGAGAAAUCAUGAUAGAUUAAGGAGGAACAGACCAGGGUGACAAUUCUGUAACUGUGAACACUAAAACACUACAUUUUUUUUUUUUUAUGGAUACACGUUGUUGUUUUUUUUUUCUUUUUCUAUUUUCAUUCAGGCAAUUGUCACCAUGUACUGGUGUUGAGAUUACAGCAUGUGGGGGCUGGGAGAGCUCCUUCUUUCCCUUUCCCCCCUCUUAGUUGGAAAAGGUUCAGUUUUAUUAUGCCGUAAUAGAUGACCAUGUUUUAUAUUAAUUGCUUUUAUGUCAGGGAGCAAGGUGAUGAUCUGAAAGCCAUGUUGUGAGUGGGCUUUGAGUAGAACAGAGAAUUGGUUCAUGAAAAUACUCUUCUCUAACAGCCUCCCCUCCUCUCCUGUCCCUUAAGCACAUAUCUAAAACUGAAAAAAAUCAAUGGUAAAAUGCUUUUAUCAGUGAAAGUGAAGACUCUUCAACUUCUUCUGUACAAAAUAACGGAUGUGCUAAGCACAUACCCUGCUGGAAACAAAUUUUACAAGAUUUGUGUUAGGAAAGAAUUCUAAGUUUCAAAAUAUAUAUAUAUAAAAAAAAUAUCAGUAAUGAAGGCAUACAGGCAUACAGCAUGUUGACUAACAUAUCCCAUAUAUAUAACUAGAGGUUGCAAUAUACAUUGAGAGAACAGUCAUUUAUUUGUCUCUGAAAUGCCUUGUCUUUGUCCUGCGAGAUGGUCUUUGGUGCAAAUGCCAGCGCAG
Pygoscelis adeliae (Adelie penguin) is the source of this 3660-nucleotide messenger RNA. It is a transcript of the gene UBTD2, whose product is annotated as ubiquitin domain containing 2. Bases 65 to 637 code for a protein of 190 amino acids. Gene Ontology annotation, molecular function: protein binding. The transcript has 2 exons. The record is from RefSeq and is a predicted model, not a curated record. Lineage: Eukaryota; Metazoa; Chordata; Aves; Sphenisciformes; Spheniscidae.